Messenger RNA from Micropterus dolomieu (smallmouth bass), 4716 nucleotides. Its product is annotated as cAMP-dependent protein kinase type I-alpha regulatory subunit. Gene Ontology annotation, biological process: regulation of protein phosphorylation. The transcript is spliced from 11 exons. Gene Ontology annotation, molecular function: cAMP-dependent protein kinase regulator activity. The record is from RefSeq and is a predicted model, not a curated record. NCBI's taxonomy places the organism in Eukaryota, Metazoa, Chordata, Actinopteri, Centrarchiformes, Centrarchidae. Gene Ontology annotation, cellular component: cAMP-dependent protein kinase complex. The coding region runs from base 1111 to 2253 and encodes 380 amino acids.
GCGUCAUUGGAGGAGAGCUUUGCCUUUGCACGGAGCUAGCGUUAGCCAGCUAGGCAUCACACUAGAUACAUUCUCUAACAAAACCUAGGCCAAGGAUAUUCGAGCCAAAUUAUAACACGUUUUUUAUUCAUUUGUAUUUGUGUAUACAGAUUAUUAUAGUUUAGGGCAGGGAGUGUGUCAUCAUUAAUUGUGCUUGCUGUUAGCUACUUGGCUGCAGCCGUCAGCCUCCUCAUGAAGCCUUCCUGACCUAGACGGUGAUAACGUUACAGACAGGGCAUUUGCUUCACAGUGUCUCUAACAGGCGGUAGCAUUUACUUAGUUUGCAGACCAAUAGAUGCGUUAUUAUCAUGUAUCCUCUAGCAUACUCCGCUGUCACUUGUUCAGCAAGGUCAUUUGUGAAUCGCAGUGUUUUCUGUAAUUCAAUUGACAGCCCGUUUCUUAGUAGACAGCAGAGGUGGUGCUGCAGCUCAGAAACUGAAUUAGUGAAUUAGCACGUUAAUUGUACUUUCACUAGCAUAGAUAUUUCAAUCCAAGUAAGACUUACUAGUAAUGUAAGGCAGAAGAUCCCUGUUGUUGGGUCUUGUCUGUAGCAUUUGCUCUUAAUUUAUACCACCUGGUCUGAAAACAGUAUCAUUUAUCACUAUCAAUUAGUUAUUCCUGUGGUAGGUUUAGAUUAAAACAAGCCUGCCAUGUUUCCAUCAUGAGUGUAGCUGGUUGCAUAAAGGCUGUGCCAAUAUCAUCUUUGAUAACAUGGCUAGUAAUCUCCCCUGCGCCUUGUCAGAUUAGAAAUGAUUCGAAUCCUAUUAUACUGAUGCACAUGCAUGAUACACUUGCAAGGACAGGAUGGAUCGGUCUGCUUGCUCCACUUGUUUACUCAAGUACUUAUGUAAAAUGCACAUUUUGGUUUCAGCAGGGCUUUAGAGGCCUUCCUGUUUUAGACUACAAGGCUAGAUCAAGCACAGAGUUAUCCGAAGAAGCUUCUAUCACAGAGGCUGAUCACAUGAUCUGGGAUCUGUGAGGCUAUUUUUCUCCACAGCAGUAUUGUGACUUGAAAUUUUGAAACCCCAACACAAAGGUUAGAGGUCACAGAGCAGGGUUGCGGUUGCGGUCAUGGCUUCUGGAAGUACGAGCAGCGAAGAGGAGCGGAGCCUGAGGGAGUGUGAGCAGUAUGUGCAGAAACAUAACAUUCAACAGCUGCUGAAGGACUGCAUUGUCCAGCUGUGCACCUCCAGGCCAGACAGGCCCAUGGCCUUCCUCAGGGAGUACUUCGAGAGGCUGGAAAAGGAGGAGGCCAAACAGAUUCAGAACCAGCAAAAGGCCAGCAGUUCCCGUUCAGACUCACGUGAUGAGGAGGUGUCUCCCCCCAUGAAUCCUGUGGUAAAGGGUCGCCGGCGGAGAGGAGCCUUCAGCGCAGAGGUCUACACAGAGGAGGAUGCAGCCUCAUAUGUCAGAAAGGUCAUUCCAAAAGACUACAAGACGAUGGCAGCCUUGGCCAAAGCUAUUGAAAAGAAUGUGCUCUUCUCACACCUGGACGACAAUGAGAGGAGUGACAUAUUUGAUGCAAUGUUUCCAGUCACCUACAUCGCAGGGGAAACAGUCAUUCUGCAGGGUGACGAAGGUGACAAUUUCUAUGUUAUUGACCAAGGGGAGAUGGAUGUGUAUGUGAACAAUGAAUGGGUGACUAGCAUCGGGGAAGGAGGCAGCUUUGGAGAGCUGGCCCUGAUAUACGGCACCCCAAGGGCAGCUACAGUUAGAGCCAAGACCAAUGUGAAGCUGUGGGGCAUUGACAGAGACAGCUACAGGAGAAUACUUAUGGGAAGCACUUUGAGAAAGAGGAAGAUGUACGAGGAAUUCCUCAGGAAAGUGUCCAUUUUAGAGUCUCUUGACAAAUGGGAGCGUCUUACAGUCGCUGAUGCCUUGGAGCCCGUCCAGUUUGAGGAUGGACAGAAGAUUGUAGUGCAGGGAGAGCCUGGGGAUGAAUUCUUCAUCAUCUUAGAGGGUUCUGCAGCCGUGUUGCAGCGUCGCUCAGAGAACGAGGAGUUUGUGGAAGUGGGGAGGUUAGGACCAUCUGACUAUUUUGGUGAGAUCGCUCUGCUGAUGAACCGUCCCCGCGCCGCCACCGUGGUCGCCCGUGGCCCCCUGAAAUGCGUCAAGCUGGACCGGCCCCGCUUCGAGCGCGUCCUGGGUCCCUGUUCAGACAUUCUCAAACGUAACAUCCAACAGUACAACAGCUUCGUCUCGCUGUCUGUCUGAAGGGGUGCGUCUCUCCCUGCCCUCCCUCCCUCUCCUUCCGCCCUUUUCCCUCUUUUUAUUUUAUAUUUUUUUUUCCUUUUAGACCCAGGGUCCACAAUGCAAUUUGCUUUUUGUCACUUUCUUCUUCUUUUCUGUUUGCUUUCCUCCCUUUUGUUUUCUUUUGUUUUACACACAGAGAUCAUUUUGUUGUAACCACCCGUCACGCAGACGUGACUUUCAGCCAUUCACCAGCGCUUGUACCAGCUGCUGUACGCUACCUUGUAGGCACAGUUACAUCACAUGUUACCUAUGUUAUAUAUGUAUUAGCUGGUUACACUUUCUUUUUUUAGACUUAAACACCAAGCUGGAUUGUUGUGAGAUCUGAAAGACAUUAGGGUUUCCGACUGACGAGACAGGACAAUCAACCUUUACAUGGCGCUUUUGGUGAAUUUGUUAUGGAUUUAUGUUGUAGAUUGAAGUGAAGAGAGGACUGCUUCUUCCCCGUUAAAGAGCUUCCUUUUUGACAUCAGUUAGCCUGAUUAUAUAGACAGCGUAGAGCAGAACCUAGAAUACUGUAGAAGGCAGAAAGAAUAUGAUUGCAUCAAACUUUGUCAGACAUUUUUAGGUUUCAGCUAUAUGAUGGUUGUACUUACUUAUUGUUUUUGGUUACCUUUGAUUGGUAUGAUGAAACACGGAUGAGUCUGUUUUGCUGAGUUCUAGACAGCUUGCACAACGUACGUUUUUUGUUUUUUAUUUUAAUGUGCAGCUACCAGGCUAGUGCCAAAUGUCUAACUGUCACAACGCAAAGAUGCAUAGCCUUGGAAAUGCCAUGCGUGUUCUGUUCCCUGACUAUUUGGAGCUCCAAACAGGAAGUAGUUAUAACCCUUAUUGUCCUCGUAAUCGGUAGAACGACCAUACAAUAACUGCCUUGACUACUCUGAGGAAGAAAUAAAAAAAAAAAAAAAGAAAGGAAAAAAAAAAAAACAAGAGUAUUACGUGUAUUUCAGUAUUCAAUUUUUUUAGUAUAUACCAAAUAACUUGGUCACUCUUCUGCUAUGGUUUGUAAUCAAAAUGUUAUCAUAGUAUAGUUAAAAUGAUCAUAGUUAUAUUAUUAUCAUUGACUAAAUGAUAAACUUAUGGUUUGGAGUGAUGGUGAUCUUAAAAAAAACAAAACAAACAAAACGUUUAACUGUCUUUUGUAAACACUUAUUUUUCCAUAAAUUCUAUUUUAGGUGUCCAGUGCCACAAAGUAAAUAAAUGCUUCUUCUUGUCAACUGACAAAACAGUAUGUAAUUGUAUUGUGUAAAACGUCUUGGGAUAAAACUUUUUAAAAAUAGAUCAAAUGGCUAAUUAAAGGUUUAUUGAAGUGAAGUCUUGGAAAAAAAAAAACAAGAUGGUUUACGGAUUUCAGGACAUCGGAAGUAUUUAUGUAUCAAAGCAUCGCAGGUGAGCUGACAGGCAAUGUGAGCAGAUAUUUAUUUAAAACUAGUGUCAUUGCUUAUUGCCUGUUGAAAAGGUGGCUAUAUUUUCAUCAGAGUAGCUUGUGAUCUGUUCUUUAUGCUUAUUUGGCAUGAUGUUUUAGGCAUCCAGUGAUCCGGUAUGAAUGGAAGCGUGUAUUAAAAAGCGCGGCCUGCGGCUGCGUGCAGAAGCGGGAUCUUAUUAUUAUUAUUUGGUUUGUUACGCCCAAGCUUAACUGCUUCAUGACUAUUUAGAUGGCAUAAAAUGUUUAGUCUGUCUUUUAUUUUGUUUUUAUUUUUUAAAGAUCUUUACCAAAUCAUACAAUGUUGACUUCUGGAUUAUAGGCUUAACUCUUCAUUCCUGCCUCACUUGUCUGUUACCAGAAAUGACAUAGAACCAGUCACAUGUCCGUUUCAAUUCUAUCUCAUUCAGAGCACUUGCUUGGAAUCAAGGCGAAUGUUUGUAUGUCCCAAAAGAUUUGACUUUAGUGCCGAUUGCAGGGUAGUCAGGUUAGUGAGAAGAGUUUUUGUCAAUGGACAUGAGUGUAUUUUUCUUUACUGUUUACUUGAUCAUCUUCAUCUGGUCCCCCCUAACCCUGAGGUCAUCCUCGUGGAUUUGGUUACAUGUGGAUUUGUGUCCAUUGACAGCACAUCCUGUUUGUUCUGAUUCACAGGAAAUGACUCCGUUAGGGGCGAAGGUUUGACUCGCCUUCGUCAAAAAUAUUGUUUUCAUGUAAAUAGCGGCAUCAUCGGUUUUAGUCCAAAAUGUUUUUAAACCACACUGCAAUCGUCCCGGUUUGCCUUAGCUUACCUAACCUGGGCUUACAGUAGUAGUCAGUCACUCCUGCUAGCCCGACCUUCAGUGAGUUUGUUAGGCCUGCAGUGCAGAGAACUGCAGGCGAUCAGAGGACCAUUCUUUUUCUAUUCUACCCUGUAUUCAGUUUGACCUCCUGUAUGUGCAAAGAUGUUUAUCCUUUUGGUAUAGAUUGUUCCAGAUGGCAGUUUAAGCAAUAAAAAGUAAAAAUGA